CAUACUCUGGAAAUAUGUUGCAGAUGUUUUUCCCGUCUCGUUCCUGGGACUUGCAGAAGGAGCUGUUCGGCUCUGCGGGAACAGAUCGGGAAGGCAUCUCCCAAGCGGCUGAUCUCCUUGGAGCAUGCCCAGUAAGAGCCUUGACCCGGGGUCCAGCAUCCCCUUUGCAGUAAGGGGCUGCCUCUAAGGGACCCUGGGAGAGGUUGGCCAUCAGCUGUGCAGUCUUCGCCUCCGGUGGAAGGAGGAAAACGGGGGUCUUCUCCAAGGCAGGAGGAGUUGCUCAGCGUGAGCCAAGAACUCCAUGCUUGGGGUGGGAAGGCAUUGUGAAAAAUGCUUGCCUGCCAGGCCCGGGAGAAACUGUGGGAUGUCGCGCAGGAGAGCUUAGAGCAACAGCUGCAGUCCUACGUCACCUGGGUGAAUUCACAGCUAAAGAAGAAGCCAGAAAUUCAACCGGUGCAGGAUUUGAGACGCGACCUCCGCGAUGGCGUGGUCCUUGCAUCCCUCAUUGAGAUCGUAGCUGGAGAGAAACUCAGUGCUGUGGAGGAAUCGCCCACCAACCAGCAGGCCAUGAAGGAGAACGUGGAAAAAGUCCUACAAUUCGUGGCCUCCAAGAAGAUCCGCAUGCACCAGAUCUCGGCUCAAGAUAUCGUGGACGGGAAUCUGAAAUGCAUCAUGAGGUUGGUCCUUGCGCUGGCCGCUCACUUUAAGCCUGGAUCCGGCAAAAUCCCUUCACCAGGAACCGUGGAGGAGAUCCAGGGGGCAAGCAGAAUCUUCCUGGCCCAUCACAGGCCUCGCUCGGCCAUGGCUGUUGCCCAGGAGGCGGUGGCUGCCCUGGCAGAGGUCCGCCAGGAUGUCUCGGGCGUGGGGCAUGAUGCCUUCCAGCCACACCCCAGAAACAGCCACCUGCACGGAGAGAUCGAGCGGCCGCACUGGAGCGUCCGAGCGCUCGUCCAGCAGUACGAAGGCCAGCAGAGCAGCGGCCCUUCAGAGUCCUCUUUCUCCAGCCUCACCUCUCCUAGCCCCAUCAACAGUGCGAAGAGUGAAUCGGGGAGCACCCCUUCCGAGGAGAAGGCAGGGUUUGACCUGGGCCAUGACGAAGAAGACGGAGACGAAAAAGCAGGAACAAGAGCAGAAACCUGGAGCCACGCUUUUCCUGAGUUAGACCACAGAUAUGUUGUUUCCCAUGUGGAAGAAAAUGGCGGCCGGCUGCCCGUUGAAUGGUCCCCAAAGUGUCCUGUCCCGAGUCUGGAGACUUCGUGGGAGGAACAUCUCCUGGAACAGCAGGAUCACUUGGAGAAAGAAAUGGAAGAAGCUAAAAGGAUGAUCUCUGGAUUGCAGGCGCUGCUGCUGAACGGAUCCCUUCCCGAGGACCAGCAGGAAUGGUCGCUGGUCCUAUGCGAGCAGGAAGCCUGUCCGGAAGAGCAGCUGGUCAUCAUCCGCAGCCGCCUGGAUCAGAGUCUGGAGGAGAACCAGGAGCUGAAGAAGGAACUGCAGAAAUGCAAGCAGGAAAGCCGAAACCUGCAGGGAAUCAAGGAUGCUUUGCAGCAGCGGCUGACCCAGCAAGACACCCUGAUGCUUCAGAUAAAACAGGAGCUGCUGAGAGCAAAUAUGGACAAGGAGGAAUUGCUCAGCCAAAAUGCUGAUCUCCAGAGGAAGGUGGAAGAGCGGAACCGGCUUCUAGCAGAGUACAAGAAAGAGCUAAGCCAGAAGGACCGGCUCCUACACCAGCACCAGGCCAAGAUGGAGGAGAUGCUGCACCAGCUCUCCGAGGCCGGAUAUCAGCAGGCCGAGUUGGAACGGGAGCUGCAGCACAAGGAGGCUCUGCUGGCUCGCUGCCUGAAGAAGGACGUGGAAGAGCAGGUGAUCCUCUACGCCAACCACAACGCCCAGAGCAACGGCUUCCUCCAGUCCUUGGGGAAAGGAACAUCGUCCUCAACGCACAGAGGGACCAGCGACCUGCAGCUGGUGCGCGAGGCCCUGCGCAGUUUGCGGAACAGCUUCAGCGGCCACGAUCCCCAGCACCACACCAUUGACAGCCUGGAGCAGGGCAUCUCCAGCUUGAUGGAGAGGCUGCACCGCAUGGAGGUGCAGAAGAGGCAGGAGAAGAGGAUCCGAGGGAAGUCACCUGCAGGCCAUGCAGGGAAUGAAUACCGGGAAUCUUGGCCUUCCAACUCCAAACUGCCUCAUUCUCACAGCACGCCAGCCGUGAGCAACAGCGCCUGUACCAAAGUGCUGUACUUCACCGAUCGCUCUCUCACCCCCUUCAUGGUCAGCAUUCCAAAGAGAUUAGGGGAAGUGACGCUAAAGGACUUCAAAUCAGCUAUCGAUCGGGAUGGGACACACCGGUACCACUUCAAAGCUCUGGAUCCAGAGUUUGGGACGGUCAAAGAGGAGGUUUUCCAUGAUGAUGAUAUCAUUCCUGGAUGGGAGGGAAAAAUUGUGGCUUGGGUGGAAGAGGACCACGGAGAGAACUAAAAUCUUCGCUGUUGGCUGCUGGGUGUGCCAGAUACUUACCAAAAAAACAACAACAACCCCUCACACAAAUGUUGAUACGUGUGAUUUAAACUGCCAAAAGAAAGGAACCAUGAUGAACUUUGGCUUCAAGGAAGGAUAUCCAGCACGUUACAACCAAAUACGGCCCCUUUCACCCGUUCCAACGCACGGCCUCUCUAUUCGGGCAGGGAUGGCCCCAAAAGAUGUGACUUCCUGCUGCUUUUGAUCAUUUGGAGAAGGUCAGUCAACGAUGGACAGUAUUACCACGAGAUUUGCACGUUCGUGUGAUGGCCAAAUCUAGGAACUCUUUUUUCCAGCACCGUUGUAGCUCUUGCCAGCCAAUUUUUUCCCCCAAGGAACUCUGUGCCCGGGGCCACAUCAGGCACCAGCAAGAUCUCCUCUAGAGAUCCAGUGGUUUGUGGUCCAGAUCAAAGAAGAUCCCAAUCAACAGCAUUGUGUUGGAAGGGGCCAGGAUUGUUUCUGAUUGUUUCCUUUUAUUGCUUUGCAUUCCGGUCUCGGAAACUGUCCUUACUUUAUUUGAGGGUCUUGUUACCCGUUGCUUCACUGUCCAGGUUCCCCUUUGCCCGGGAAAAAGACCCCAGGCUCCCAAUCUGUGCUUUUCCAGGGUUGUGUUGGCACCACACAAUCUCCUUUGCCCUACUUUCCCUCUGGAUGCUCUUUAAUUAAUUCAUCGCCAGCAGCCUCGGAGGGGAAAGCUGACCUCUCUGGUUUCCUCAGAGCUUGGUCUGAAUUCGGCAUUGAUCUUUCCACUCAGUGGCUAAUUCCAGCCUGCCUUACCGGGCGAGUGGGGUCGCUAAGAGAAGGGGUGUGAGAUAAACUUCCACAAAACAUUGCAGCAAGAUUUCUGGAUGGUCUGUGGGCAAAACUCCAGGCCCUUCGUCAUGGUCUGUAGCAUACUAUAAACUCCAGGGACUGUCAGGUGGUCUUUUUCCCCCGUUGUUCUGCUGGCUCUUCUGCUGACCACAAGGUCAAACCUGCCUUGUUUGGCCUCAAGCAGAAAUUAAUUUAGGCCCUCAAUGCUCACCCCUGUAUCUGAGCCAAAACUGGGGUGGGGGUGGGGGGCUCAGCCCAAUACAGACCACAAUGGUCUGCCAAACAGGUAGCUCAGCCUUUGGAAACUAGCCGGCUUGGUGAUUUUAGCUACUCUGGAAGUUGUAAGUAUAUUGCACCAGUCAGACUUCAAACAUAAACAGGACAGAUGUGUAAACUUUACAGACAAGUGAGUUUGUGCAGAGGUUGGAGAUAAACACUCCAACGGAGUGAAUUACCGUAUUUUUCGGAGUAUAAGAUGCACUUCCCCCUUCCCAAAGGAGGCUGAAAAUUUGGGUGCCUCUUAACCUCCGAAUAUAGCCCUCCUCCCGCUCCCCACCCCUUCGGCCUCUGCGCACCCUUCUUCCUGGCUACAAAGAUUGCCACAGACAAUGGCUUCCGUUUUUGGGUUACGCACCUCGCGUUUUCAGCCUCGAAACACUCCGUUUUAGAGACAUUCAAGGCUGCGGGGAUCGCCAAAGUACAUCUCCGCCUCUGCGCAUUGUGUUUUCGGCCUCCGCGCAUUGCGUUUUAGGUCUGCACCGUUUUUGGUCUCUGUGCGUUGCAUUUUCAGGCAGCGAUCGGUGGCGAUGUCCUUUGGCGAUCCCCGCAGCCGCUCACAACCAGCAAACUAAUGUGUUGAAGCUGACUAGCUGAAUACCUGAAAGCAGAGGCAGAAUUUCCCCCCCCCCUAUUUUCCAAGACACCAGGCAUGAAGCAUUACCAAGGUAGGUGCAUCGACACCUGCCCACCCAUGCAGACGUCUGUCACAACAGGGUACUUUUUCCUUCUAACAUUCUCGUUGCGUUUUGUGCUCUAAAAUGCUGAAUUGGGAGUGGGAAGUAUUCCGCUUGCACACCUUGUGAAACCAAACAUCCUGGCCCUGUUUGAAUGAAAAAAUGGGUCCCAGUGAAAGCCAGCAUUAGCUCUGCUGUUCGCCGUUCCAUCUUUCCUAACGUUGCAACACCAGGAUCCAACGCCUCGUGGUUGCUAGCGUGCACCAGCCAUCGGGAAGGACUGUCCGUCCGUGUGUCCGUCCAUCUUCUGUGUCCCCCUCCUUACAGGAGGCUGAGGGUCAAAAGGAAAACGUGUCUUCGAUCAUUUUAUAGAUUUUCACACGUCUGUUGGGUAAACUUGUUCCUGUUUCUUGGAAUUACUUUGUAUUGCUUCACAUCGUUUGUCGAACAAGGACAGUGUGUAUAUUUUUAUACCAGCCGUGAGUGCUGUUUUUUUCCCCUGUAUAUUUCUGAAUAUUGUAUUUUAUCCGUAUUUCUAAGAAACGCAGAAAGGCUUCAUAGGGGCCUCUUGUUAAAAGCCAACCCACCUGGUUCCCAUAAUUAGCUUUAUUUUGUUAUGAAGGUCUAUCUUAAGUCCACAGUGAUCUUCUCUUUUACUUUUUGUUCGUUGCAGAUAGAUGAUUUGUGUGUUGUUGCUUGUCCUAUUGUGUCCUCUGUGUACAGACAGAACGGGCCUUUUGUGAGCCUGUAUUUGUAUCUGCAGUUACACUUCGAGUGUAUCCUAUUCUACAGGAGCUUUAAAGUUGGCCUUUGAGAGAACAGCGGAGGAAGAAAUGUCAUUCCUGUGGGGAAAAAACAACAACUUUUUUUUUGUGACUGGUUUGACCGUUGCAUGAAUUUAGAGGGUUGCAAAGAGAUUGCAUGGAAUUACGGUUACUUUAAAAAAAAAGAGUUUAUUUCAGCAAGAGAUGUGCUUUAAAGUUAAAAUUGUACAUUUUAAAAAAAAGAACAUAUUUUAUUUAAAUUUAAUUAAGACAUCUUUAUCACAAGGGCUUAUUGCCAGUCACGGGGGAAAAAAAAUAAGAGGUCAAAGAAGUAUAAGAGUGAUGUAUGACCGGUUUGGCAUCUUUUAUUUCCAUAAAAAUAAUCUCGUUUUUCUUUAACCUCAGUAUCUCUGAAUUUUGUCCCUGAAAUAAUAUAAACAAGUGUUGCAUU
Ahaetulla prasina is the source of this 5495-nucleotide messenger RNA. It is a transcript of the gene DIXDC1, whose product is annotated as DIX domain containing 1. The transcript has 20 exons. The record is from RefSeq and is a predicted model, not a curated record. Gene Ontology annotation, biological process: canonical Wnt signaling pathway. NCBI's taxonomy places the organism in Eukaryota, Metazoa, Chordata, Lepidosauria, Squamata, Colubridae. Gene Ontology annotation, cellular component: cytosol. Gene Ontology annotation, molecular function: protein binding. The coding region runs from base 331 to 2475 and encodes 714 amino acids.